Messenger RNA from Capsicum annuum, 1568 nucleotides. Its product is annotated as protein ROH1. Bases 84 to 1295 code for a protein of 403 amino acids. The record is from RefSeq and is a predicted model, not a curated record. Lineage: Eukaryota; Viridiplantae; Streptophyta; Magnoliopsida; Solanales; Solanaceae. The transcript has a single exon.
GUUGACCAUUUCUUCUAUAAAAUUUCAUUCUUCACAAAAAUAGUAUAAUGCAACUGAAAAUUUUUCUCAUCUGAAAAAAAAAAAUGCCUAUGACUGAUAAUCAAGGAUCAUUUCUCAAUCGUAUAAGUAUUCGUCGAAAUCAAGUUACCAGCAUGGACCAUGAACAAGAGUUAGAAGACCUCGAACUCUUUCAAAAGCAUGUAGCUGAACGUUUCUUAGAUCUCGUACCUAAUGAUUCUUCAUCCACAACGGAUUCUCCCGCAAAGGACCAAUCACCACUUUUUUCGAUAUCGUGGUAUCGAAGAUUGCUCGAUGUUUUUCUAUGUUGUGAGGCUGAAUUUAAGGCUCUUGUGUUGAUUGGACGUGAUCCUGUUCAAUUUUCUAAACCACCAUUGGAUCGUCUUGUCCCUGAUAUUCUUGAUCGUUCAAUAAAGUCGCUUGAUAUUUGCAAUGCCGUGACGCACGGGUUAGAGCUCGUGCGUCACUGGCAGAAGCUAGCUCAAAUUGCUGUGACAGCGUUUGAGCAUAAGCCAAUGGGGGAUGGACAGGUGAGGCGCGCGAAAAAGGCGCUGAACACUUUGCUAACGUCUAUGAUGUUGGAUGAUAAAGAGAACAAUUAUCACGCGAAGGUCGCUGAACGAACGUGGUCGUUCGGAAGGCGUAGUGGUGCAGCUGGAAAUAAUGCGGCGAACAAUAAAGAUAGGACGAAUGGUACAUUUCGUUCUAUGUCAUGGUCCGUGGCGAAAUCAUGGUCCGCAUCGAAACAGAUUCAGGCUAUGGCGUCCACACUGGUGGCGCCACGUGGGGGCGAGCCUACUGGGCUCGCCCUGCCAAUAUAUGCAAUGAGCACGACUUUUGUAUUUGUUAUGUGGGGAUUGGUGGCCGCAAUUCCCUGUCAGGAACGUACAGGUUUGUUGACACAUUUUACAACGCCGAGGAAUUUGAAUUGGGGUCAGUCGAUGAUUGCAUUGCAAGAGAAAGUCGCGGAAGAAUGGAAGAAAAAGGAAAAGAAAGGGACAGCUGGUGUGUUGGAUGAGCUGCAGAAAAUGGAAAAAGUGGCACAAAAUUUGGUUGAUUUCGCAGAGAAUUAUCAGUAUCCAGCGGAUGAGGAGAAGACGGAAGAGGUGAUGGUGCACGUGGCGGAGAUGUCAGAGAUAUGCCGUAGAAUGGAGAAUGGUCUCGUGCCGCUACAGCAGCAGAUUAGAGAAGUGUUUCACAGGAUUGUGAGGAGCAGAGCUGAAGUUCUUGAUGUUCUUGAUCAAAUUGGUAAAAUGUCAACACCAGUACCUUAUUGACUUUAACAAAAUAUUCAUUUUUUUCUUAUCAUUUGGGGUUGAAUUGGGGUCCGGGAAAGGGCCAGACGGAGCUUUAGUGCACCGGACGAUGUCUUCUUUUAAAUGUAAUUUCCAGUAUUAAGGACUAGUUUGAUUUGUUAUUGUUUUUUGUUUUUAAAGUGUCUGUUAUGCAAAAAUGCUGACUAGUUUGGUGAUAAUUACAGUAUAAUUCAAGUUUUUAUUUGUUUUAUUAUGUAAAAAAAAAUGAACAGUAGAUUGAUUGAUUUUGCAUUA